CUCCGACUUCACAAAAUAAUUUUUCAUUUCUAAAAAUUUAAAAUGUCUAGUGAUUAUAACUUCCAACAGUGGAAAAAAGCACUUCAGAACUUAGAAAGAACAAUAUUUGUAGAUUUGGAUUAUCAGAAACGUAAAGCACACGACAAAGAGCUAUGCGAUGCUGUCCUUCGAAUUUCUGGAGUACUGGGAAGCUACAUGUCUUGCUACAAUGAUGCAUUUGACUGUCUACAACAAAAUCUACAGGUCCAGAAGACAGUGUAUAUACAAAAGAUCAUAAACGCCAUUGUAUCCAGGAUUUUAGAACUCAAAGAACAACUUCGAAAACUUGAUGGCAGCUAUUAUGGGUACCUUUGUGGAGGUUUAACUAAACAUAAACUGACACCGUUUGAUACGGAAUUAAAAUGCUUGCCCUCCAAACAUAUUAGGCCUGAAAACAUUCAACGCAUCAUCAGUGAAGCCUUUCAGAAAGCCCGAAACCAAAGUGAUGAAGAAAUUCCAGAAGCGAAUUUUGAAGAGGCAGCCACUGAACCUAAAACUGAUAAUUGGUGGGAUCUGCUUGACGAUGCUAAAGAAAUAACCAAACCAACGGGAAUAAAUAUAACAGCAAUUUAUGAAGUUGAAGAGAAAAUAUCAGAAGAGACACUAACAAGGAAGAAAUUGUUAUCUCUCAUACAAGCACACGAAAAGACACGACAAAUCACACAACGAAAUAUACUGAGACAUCAAAGACGAAUACUCUGGGAAAAAGAACUAAGAGGGACAUUAAAGCCUCCAGCACGUUUGGAGAUCAGGGAAAGAGGGGCUAAGGUUAUUCAAAAAGUGAUGAGGAAAUAUUUUGAACUGAAGCGAAUAAGAAUAAAACAUUGUAAAAUUGAAGAACUUUUGGGCAUGAAUGUUUGUAGACACAUACAUCACAACAGCUUUCAAGAGAAGGAAAGACAGAUUUAUGUAGAGCGAUGUAAGCUCAUUAACAAAUUUAAUGAGACAUGGAAAAAUGACUAUAUAAAUAAGAAAAAUCUUUUCUUAAAACAAAGAAAAGAUUCAAUUGCUGAUGAUUAUCGCGAUUUUGUUCGAGACUGGUUUAAGCGAUGGUUUGAUGAAAUACAGUUUUUUCAUGCAAUACCCAAAGAAAGUCAAGGUGGUUUGGUAAAUAUAAUAAAAGAAGAAUUACCAACACCAUCUGAGUGGCUAGAAUUGUAUAAGACAUAUAUGGAACAAAAGAAAGCUAAAAAGAAUAGAACAGCGGCUGAGCUAAAAUAUGAGAAAAUGGAAGCUAAAAGAGAAGAGAUGCUCAUAAGAAAGGAGGAAAUAAGAAAAAAGAAGCUGGAGGCAGAGUUGUUGAAGAAAAUCAUGAAAAAUCCAAAUAUUCAUCCAGGAUACAAUUUCCCAGCUUCAAAGAAAGUUAUUCAUUUAAUAGAGACUAUCGAGGAUUAUAAAACUCAUUGGUCAGAUUGGGAUAAAUUGGACAUUUUAGAAGUUAAACAAGGAUUUAUAAACGAAAUAGACAUACAAAAUAUAUAUUGUGAGGCUAAUGAAGAAAUUUUACUAUCAAUUGAUGAAGAUAUGCGGUGUUUAUCCAUUCACUUUUACAUUAUUUUAUCACUUUAUCAUUAUAAAACAAUGGAUUUGUGGGAAUACCAGAUGUUAAUGACAGCUUUAAAAGAAGACUAUAAAAGAAAUGAGGAAGAAAUGCCAGAAAAUAUAAAGGAAAGUGCGCAACGAGUCAAGAAGAAACGCAAACCUAAAAUAGUACAGGAGGACGUGAUAUUUGAUAAAUUGUGUGACUUAGCUGUGAAAGGCAUCCUAGUUGAAUUUCCUACAACAGAGAUUGAAGAUUUUUUAGGCGACUACAACUUUGCAGGCGACAAACUAAAAUGUGACUUAAAGCUAGUUCAUCCGUUUAGUGGGGAAACCCGGAGUGUAUGGUGGGAGAGAUGUCGUGAAGUGAUCCACGGGUUUAGAAAGAUUCUCCUCGUCGGACCGAGGGGUAGCGGCAAAACUGUUUUAGUUCAUACAAUGGCAACUAUUAAUGAUGCAACUCUAUAUGACUUGAACCUAGUGGAAUUUCAAAACAAAUCUAGAGACGAAAUAAAAAGUUUUGUUGCCGCUCUGCUGCUCUGUGCACAUGCUACGCAACCUUCAAUUAUCUAUAUUAGGCAUGUCCACAGAUUGUACUCGAGAAAGGCUCCAGUUGCUGAAGAAACCAAUUUUGCUGGACUGAGGAAGCUGUUGGUGAAACGGUUAAUCAGAAAGAUUCAUCAAACAGACAAAAUUUCUCUUAUUGGAUCGUGUGUUGUUCCAUGGUUAACCAAAAGCAAACAGAUCACCAAACAUUUUUCGAAUGUGGUUCUUAUGCCGCCCACUCUGUAUUCAACUACGCAGCUUAUGUUAAGGAAUUGGGUGUCAAGCAACAGAAUUGUACCGCCUUCAUUGGACAUACAGAGCCUGGCACGUCAAUUGCAAGGAUAUUCUGUAGGAUAUCUCAAAAGAAAGCUAGAAGCAUUCAUAACUGCGAAUCGAUGUAUCAAAAUAGCGGCUAGUGGACUGGCCCCCGAUGAAAUCUACGAUUAUUUUUUACAAAGCGACGAUGAACCAGAAGACUAUGAGAAGUACCACAAAUGGUACAUUGAGAAAACACACUGGGGAAAUAUAGAAAAGAAACAUAUCGAAGACCAAAUGGAAUUUAAAAUUAACGUUGAACGUUGGAAGGAAAAAAUGGAAAAGAAAAAG
Pieris napi is the source of this 2730-nucleotide messenger RNA. RefSeq names its product IQ and AAA domain-containing protein 1-like. The transcript is spliced from 19 exons. The record is from RefSeq and is a predicted model, not a curated record. Gene Ontology annotation, molecular function: ATP hydrolysis activity; ATP binding. Lineage: Eukaryota; Metazoa; Arthropoda; Insecta; Lepidoptera; Pieridae. The annotation marks the transcript as partial.